UUUGUUAGUUAAAUAUGACAACAAAAAAGAGGAGAAGAAGGAGAAAAAGUUCUACAAAUAAUGUACAGCAUGUUGAAGAGCCAGCCACAAAAAAACCAAGAUUGAACUCACAAGAGGAGGAUCCAACUUCACAACUAUGCACGAAAGCACAAGUGGAAUUGACGUCGAAUUCAAAAGGAAUAAUAAAUGACACACGCGUAUUAGAAAUAAGCGGUCAAGAAAGCUUUCACUUAGGUUCGCAUUUUGAUACGCAAACCGUUUCUGAUAGGGUUAAAGCAACAACUGUAUCCUCUUCAUUAUAUACAAAUGGAAACACGAGAAGUCAUUCUGCUAAAAAAUAUACGAUUACAGAAAAAGAUUUAAUCUAUUUGGCUCAGAUUAAGGAAAAUAAGAUAGAUGAAAAUAAGCGUACGAGUGGUCGUCCUGUUAUUACCUUUUCAAUUUCUGAUAACAAUCUUACUAAUUUGGAAUUAAUUCAAAGUAAAGAGAAUGGUGAAAUCACUGAGAAUUUCAGUAAAGAACAAAUCGAUAAUUUAAAAGGAAACGGACAGGUUGAGAAUUUCCGAUUUGAGGAUUCAGUUAUUGAAAUAAUACCCGAGAAUAUUAAAGUAGAAAAUGAAAGUUCCAUUCAAAUUGGAAAUAAUGAAGUAAAUGAAGUAAAUGGAGGAAUUGAGAGCAAAACAGGCUGUGUUGAGAAUUUCAAAGAGCAUGAUCAAAAUAUACAAAAUAGCUAUAUUGAGAAUUCCGAUGAGCAUGAGGAUUCUAUAAAUAAUGAACAUUUCGAAAUUUCUAAAAAAGACAACAAUUUAUCUAAACAAUUCCUCAGGCACACAAAUUCAAAACAUCUUCGACCUGGAUUGGAAAAAUAUUGGCAUCAACGUUACUUAUUUUUUUCAUUAUAUGAUGAAGGUAUUAUGAUGGAUGAAGAGGGAUGGUAUUCAGUCACACCGGAAUAUUUAGCAGCAUAUAUUGCCAAAAGAUGUGCUUGUGAUACAAUAAUUGAUGCUAUGUGCGGUGUAGGAGGGAAUGCAAUUCAAUUUGCGAUGACAUGUAAAAAAGUAAUUGCGAUUGAUAUAGACGAGACUAAGUUAUAUUGUGCUAAAAAUAAUGCCAGGAUAUAUGGAGUAGAGGAUAAGAUAGAAUUCAUACUGGGAGAUUUUUAUAAUUUAGUACCUCGCCUAAAGGCUGAUGUGGUGUUUCUGAGUCCACCUUGGGGAGGUCCAUCUUAUCGUAGGUCAAAAGUUUAUGAUAUUAAAACAAUGAUAUCAGUAGACGGAGAAAGAUUGUUCCGAGAAUCUAGUAAGAUCACAAAAAACAUUGUAUAUUACGUACCCAAAUCUAUAAAUUUCAAUCAGAUGCAAAUGUUAUGCGAGCCUGAUAAAAUUUGCGAAUUUCAAAAAGUAAUUGUUUGGGAUAAAACUAAGUCGUAUUUAGUAUAUUAUGGAGACUUAGUAGGUAAUUAUUUCAGUGAGGUGAUCAAACUUCCAAGAUAUUGGGUUAAUGAUACUUCUGCUGAUUAUAAUCAAUCUGAAGAAACUGAAUAUUAGGAAUAUAAAUAAGGAAUGAGAAAAUUGAAAAUUAAUUAUUGCAUCUGAUUGAUGCUUUAUUAAUAAAAAUAUCUUAAAGACAGAAUAAAUCAGAAAUAGUUUAGCUAAGAUUAAAAUGUUAUAGUUUUUAUUAAAAAAAUGUCACAGGUAUGCUUUAGAUGACUUUGUUUUGACUCCUAUAGUCCUAUUAAAUAAACAACUAACUUACAUUUUAAUGUCUUAUUUAAAAUAGUAAUGGUAUU
Rhizophagus irregularis DAOM 181602=DAOM 197198 is the source of this 1789-nucleotide messenger RNA. The record is from RefSeq and is a predicted model, not a curated record. NCBI's taxonomy places the organism in Eukaryota, Fungi, Glomeromycota, Glomeromycetes, Glomerales, Glomeraceae.